AUGAGCUGUCCAGAAUUCAGUUUUUACCGACGUUCAGGUAUCCAGCGACUGCGAUUGACAAAUGAUGGGAGAUCUAAUAUGGGCUUACAAAAAGAUCAACAGCGAGAAUUUGAAUUUGCGGUAACUGGUCAUAAGAAACGUGAAUGUAGGAAAAGAAAAACUUGUUACCAGUGGAUGUUAGCUUGUCCCAGCACGUCGCAAGACGAUUCUUUUGAAAUUGAUGAAAUAAAUUCGGAAAAACUGCGAUCACUGUCGCCUAUUCUUGUUGAUAAUACUCAUACAAGAUCGGGAUUGUGUUCAUCUACUUUUCUUAAGGAUUCUAAGUUAAAAUCAGUAUCGUUGGAAUGCUCUAGCCUGACAAACCUAGAAUUACUUGGCCAUAGAUAUUCUAGGAAUCGGACUGCUACUAGUUUCUCGGAGAUAUCAUGUUCGGAAAAAUCACACACAUCAUCAAAUGCAAGUCCGUCUUUUCAAUUCGAAGACAUGGCUUCAACCGCAGGGAGUUCAAAUUUAAAAGCGCAUUUUGCAACUACUACUCACAAUGAAUUUGAAAAGGAAUCAAAAGUCAUAUUUGCAAGCUGCGAUUCAAUUUGUACAAAUUGUGAUGAAAAUGAUGAUGUAGAUAGUGACUGGACGACAGUCCCAGAUUCGCCUCCUCUUGAGGUGGUUCUUUCUUCAGCAAGCAAUCACUUUUCUAAUACCUCUUCAACUCUUUUAGAAACAUUUCCUUCAUUUGAAGAUAAUGAUGACGACGAAAGGUUGUCUGACAUCAGUAUAUUUAGUUCUCGUCCGUUAUCUGAGAAAUCUAAUUCCCAGGUGCCUUCGGAAAGCGACAGUGAUAUUUUUCGAGAGCAUAAUGAUGAUGUUGAUGAUUCAGAAACUGUCUGUGGUAACGAUUCUAUCGGGGAUUUGCUAAUCCAUGAGGUUGAGCCCGAUGAUGCAAAUGUUGGGGAUGAAAUUCUGGCAGAAAGCAUUCCUUCAACAACAGCGUUACAGUCCAGAAAAAACGAUAGCGAAGAAGUGCCCUUCCAUAAGCCAUGUCAUCGACUAAGUAAGUUGGCAGAAACACUCAGAAAACGGAUGCUUCUCAGCUCUUCAGAUUUGGCGAUGUGGAAAUGUGAAAAUCCGAAAGAACAACCUGUCAAAAAGGUUGCAGUUGCCUCUACGAUCAUACAAUGGGGUAUAUACUGGACGUUGUUAAAAAGUGUUGAGGAUUCUGGUACUACUCAUACUUUUGAUUCCCAGCCUAUGAGAAAGAGCAGUCAUGCACGGAGUAUAGAACAUACUGAUAAACAAAGCGGUGGGAACAUCAGUCAGGAGUUAUUCUCAGAGCAAGAGGUAUUCUUUCUGUAUCAACCUUUAUCUAAAUUAAAUACACCUGCAGGUGAGUUUAUUCUAGCUCCUCGUUACUAUCGUUAG
Thelazia callipaeda (thelaziosis nematode) is the source of this 1419-nucleotide messenger RNA. The record is from the annotation of a GenBank genome assembly. NCBI's taxonomy places the organism in Eukaryota, Metazoa, Nematoda, Chromadorea, Rhabditida, Thelaziidae.